AAAUCGAAACUUGAUUUGUGUACAUGGAGACGUUAACGAAACUCAUUUCAAUGGCUCCUUUGCUUCUGCUAUUUGUUCUUCCUCGUGCAUUUUCCGGUCAUGACUAUAACCAAGCUCUGAGCAAGAGCAUUCUGUUCUUCGAAGCUCAGAGAUCUGGUUUCCUUCCUCAUGACCAGAGAGUCACGUGGAGAGCUAAUUCGGGCUUGAAUGAUGGCAAGGCUAGUGGUGUGGAUCUGGUUGGAGGGUACUACGAUGCAGGGGACAAUGUGAAGUUUGGACUUCCCAUGGCGUUCACCAUAACGAUGAUGUCGUGGAGCAUUAUAGAGUACGGCAAACAAAUGGCCGCGAACGGCGAGCUCGGCCAUGCCAUGGAAGCCGUCAAAUGGGGAACUGAUUACCUCAUUAAAGCUCACCCCGAACCUUAUGUCCUUUACGGAGAGGUGGGAGAUGGUAACAGCGACCACUACUGUUGGCAAAGACCGGAGGACAUGACCACCGACCGUCGUGCUUACAAGAUUGACCCGAGCAACCCGGGGUCGGAUCUGGCUGGUGAAACCGCCGCCGCCAUGGCUGCUGCCUCAAUCGUCUUCCGCCGCUCCAACCCUGCAUAUUCCGGCGAGCUUCUUCGCCAUGCCUACCAGCUGUUUGAAUUCGGUGAUAAAUACAGAGGUAAAUACGACAGAAGCAUCACAGUUGCCCAGAAAUACUACCGAUCCAUCAGUGGCUACAAUGAUGAGUUGUUGUGGGCCGCUGCAUGGCUGUACCAAUCUAGUAACAAUGAGUACUACUUGAACUAUCUUGGCAAGAAUGGUGACUCGAUGGGUGGAACCGGCUGGGCCAUGACUGAGUUUGGUUGGGAUAUCAAGUACGCUGGGGUUCAGACCCUUGUCGCCAAGUUCUUGAUGCAAGGCAAAGCUGGUCUCCAUGCACCAGUGUUCGAGAGGUACCACCAGAAGGCAGAGUACUUCAUGUGCUCCUUGAUUGGAAAGGGUGGCCGUAAUAUUCAGAAGACUCCCGGCGGUUUGAUCUUCCGACAGAGGUGGAAUAACAUGCAGUUCGUGACGAGCGCUUCCUUCUUGGCCACCGUCUUCUCCGACUACCUCACUUCCUCUAGGGGAACCUUGAAGUGUGCUGCUGGCAAUGUUGCACCGUCCGAGCUUCUUUCUUUUGCCAAAUCCCAGGUGGAUUACAUUCUUGGAGACAAUCCAAGAGCUACAAGUUACAUGGUUGGUUAUGGGAACAAUUUCCCACGACAGGUUCACCACCGAGGUUCUUCUAUUGUUUCGAUCAAGGUCGACGCCAAAUUCGUCGCCUGCCGACAAGGCUAUGCCACUUGGUAUUCGAGGAAAGCAAGCGAUCCCAAUGUCCUCACCGGUGCUCUGGUGGGAGGACCUGAUGCAUAUGAUAACUUUGCUGAUGAAAGGGACAAUUAUGAACAAACAGAGCCUGCUACCUACAACAAUGCUCCUCUUCUUGGCAUAUUGGCUAGACUUGGUGGUGGUCACGGCGGUUAUAACCAGCUCCUUCCCGUGGUUGUUCCAGCUCCUAAUCCUGUUGUUGCCAAACAAAUGCCGGCCCCAAAAUCGAAUCCUGCCUCAUCUGCUAGUCCAAUUACCAUAGAACAGAAGUUGACAACUUCCUGGAAUGACAGAGGAAAAACUUACUACAGAUAUUCCACAAUAGUGACCAACAAAUCCUACAAGACUCUCAAGGAUCUUAAGCUCUCAAUAUCAAAGCUUUAUGGUCCUCUAUGGGGUCUAGUCAAGUCCGGCAACUCCUAUGGUUUCCCAACAUGGCUCGACUCUUUACCGGCCGGAAAGAGUCUGGAGUUUGUAUACAUCCAUUCUACUUCUCCAGCUGAUGUCUCAGUUUCAAGCUACAAUUUGGCUUAAAGGAACAACACUCGUGC
Hibiscus syriacus is the source of this 1909-nucleotide messenger RNA. RefSeq names its product endoglucanase 6-like. Gene Ontology annotation, molecular function: hydrolase activity, hydrolyzing O-glycosyl compounds; carbohydrate binding. The record is from RefSeq and is a predicted model, not a curated record. Gene Ontology annotation, biological process: carbohydrate metabolic process. The transcript is spliced from 9 exons. NCBI's taxonomy places the organism in Eukaryota, Viridiplantae, Streptophyta, Magnoliopsida, Malvales, Malvaceae. Bases 24 to 1892 code for a protein of 622 amino acids.